Anopheles stephensi (Asian malaria mosquito) is the source of this 2252-nucleotide messenger RNA. RefSeq lists its product as uncharacterized. The record is from RefSeq and is a predicted model, not a curated record. Bases 750 to 2252 code for a protein of 500 amino acids. Lineage: Eukaryota; Metazoa; Arthropoda; Insecta; Diptera; Culicidae. The transcript has 2 exons.
GUUGUUGGGAGAGAAUCGUUGUUGCUGUUCGAUGCAGAAGUUACAAAAGACGGAGUAAGAUUAAUUCCUCGAAGUGAAAAGAUGGAAACAAACAACGUGGAUAAUGUUCUGUUCGCGAAUGGGUUUGAAAUAGAUAGCGAGCAAGAAAUAAUAGUACCUGAGAAAUAUCGCAGCAAAAUAAACCAGUGGAUCGAGAAUUAUAAGGUAGUACGAAGUGAACAUCGAGCAGAAGAGAGUUCAGUGAUAUUAGAGAUUGUGACCGAAGAGCGAAUUCGGCCGUUUCGACAUGCGCCCUCUCGCUUAGCAUAUCCCGAAGAAGAAGCAGUGUAAAAGCAAGUAGAAGAGUGGCUACGGCAAGGCAUAGUGCGUCCUUCAUCGUCUAAUUUCGCAAGGUAAUUGUUGCAUCCUGAUUAGAGCGUAGCCUAACCGUGCGCUCUAUGCCGUCUGGGAAUUGACAGCAUCCGAUGUGUAGCGGAUAUGGCUGUCUCGCUCUAGCAACGAUCGGGGAUGCGCUUCAGGAGCGUAGAAGUUCGUGAGUAAGGAUCGUGCGGAUCCUGGGGGGACUCUCUGCUCAUCACGGUUCCGGGACAGACGUGGCUCGCGCGCGGCCUCGUAUUUUACGUUUGUUUUAAUGUUCGUUUUAAUUGUGUUUUAAGUGAAAUAAAAGAAAUAAGUACCAGUGUACAAACACAUAAGUGGCGACGAGAAUUAGUGGAAACGAUCGACGUCAAGCAGAGAAACGCCGCAGAAUGUCCAGCCCAGAAGAGACGCCUAUCACCGAGGAGCAGCGUCGUCUCUCGCAAAAUGGAAUCCUUAAUGCCGGGUUCAUCAACCUCCAGCCAGCGCAGCACGUGUCAUCGGAUCCAACGCCGCUGCAACAAACGCUGCAACUUUUGCAACAGCAACUCGUUCAACAGCAGCAGCAAAUGGCACAGCAACAGCAGUUAUUAUCACAGCUCGUGCAACAGCAACAACAGCAACUGCAGCCACACAUCCCGGACCAGCAACCUGUGUCAAAGCCGAGCAACCCGGAGCUGAUAUUGGAAGCCCUAGCGGGGAAUAUUAGUGAGUUCCGGUACGAUCCAGAGGCGGGAAUAACUUUUGCAUCAUGGUACACACGGUAUGUAGACCUGUUCAGAGAAGAUGCUUCCCGCUUGGAUGACGCCGCCAAGGUUCGACUCCUAGGACGCAAACUUGGGACCGCCGAACACGCCCGUUUUAGCAACUUCAUAUUGCCGCGUGCACCCAGAGAUUUCACCUUUAACGAAAUGGUGGACAAGUUAAGCGUUCUUUUCGGCAAAAUGGAGUCGGUGUUAAGCAAGCGCUUCAAGUGUUUUAAUAUAACGAAAAUGCGCACCGAGGACCUGCUAGCAUUUACCUGUCGAGUGAACAAAGCGUGCGUCGAUGCGGAAUUUUCUUCAAUGACGGAGGAAGAUUUUAAAUGCCUCAUCCUUGUGUGUGGGUUGAAGGACGAAAGCGUACAGGACAUAAGGAUGAAAUUGUUAGCCGCCAUCGAAGACAGGAAGAACGCCACUUUGGAGCAGCUAGCAGCGGAUUGCCAGCGAUUAAUGCGCGUGAAAGCGGAUAGUGCAAUGAUCGCUACGGAUGCCAGUGAGAGAGUGCACGCGGUGCAAGCUAAAGGCAGCCGUCACUUUUACCGGAACAACACCGACCGUCACCCCAAAUCAGGCCCGCGAAGCGAAACUUCUAAACCCCGUACCCCGUGUUGGCUUUGUGGUGCCCUUCAUUGGACCCGCGAAUGCACUUACAGAGCCAACAAGUGCCGUGAUUGUGGACGUACGGGUCAUCGAGAAGGGUUUUGCAGCUCUGCCCACCGACGCAAAGCACGGCCGCGGUUCGAUCAUCGUCGUGCCGUAUCAUCUCGAGUAGUACGAGUCAACGUGUGCAGCGUGCAGCAGAACCGCAAGUACGUCAACGUACUGAUCGGAGAAAAACCAGCUCGACUACAACUCGACACCGGAUCGGACAUUUCGGUCAUCAGCUAUCGUCUAUGGAAGCAACUGGGUAUGCCUCACCUUAACCCUCCGAAGGUAAGAGCAAAAGCAGCUUCUGGAGAUGUAUUCGGCCUUGAAGAACAGCGGAACCACGAUCAUGGGAGGAAAAAUUUCCGACAGUUUUUCACGGAACAGGCCUGUGCACCAAAGCGCAAAUUCAUCUACAGCUGCGACAGGAUAGCCAACCAGUAUUUCGUCCGAAACGUCCGGUCGCAUACGCGAUGGAAGAUGCCGUAA